GCUCAGUUCUUUCCUUUCCUUCCUUUCUGUCGCCAACCGUCACCAGCUCCUGACUCUUCACCCUUUACACCACCACCUUUUCUUCUAUCCAACAACAGUAGUUAUCGUCAGUCAAGAUGGUUUUGGCUCAGGAUCUCCUCAACCCCUCCGCUCAGUCAGAACUUAAGAAGCACAAGCUGAAGCAGCUCGUUGCCUCGCCCAGAUCGUUCUUCAUGGACGUCAAGUGCCCCGGAUGCUUCAACAUCACCAUUGUUUUCUCGCACGCCCAGACCGUCGUCAUCUGCGGUUCGUGCUCUACAGUCCUUUGCCAGCCGACCGGUGGUAAGGCUCGUCUUACCGAGGGCUGCUCUUUCCGCAAGAAAUAAAUGUGGCAACGACAGAGCGAUUACGCCGGCUGCUCUUCUAUCUUGUAGAAAGAGUAUGCUGAGUAAGGUAAUCAAAUGUCAGGAUCAAAAAAAGCACAUUUAUGACACUACGAAAUAAAAAAAAGACUAAAACACAGGGGAAAAAUUGUUUCUUGUUAAUUCUAUACAUGGUUUGCACAUCUUUUGUAUUUAUAUUGGUUUGUUUAAUAAAACGGCAUUACCAUUUAGAA
Messenger RNA from Myxozyma melibiosi, 595 nucleotides. RefSeq names its product 40S ribosomal protein S27. The record is from RefSeq and is a predicted model, not a curated record. Gene Ontology annotation, biological process: ribosomal small subunit assembly; translation. The transcript is spliced from 4 exons. Gene Ontology annotation, cellular component: cytosolic small ribosomal subunit; ribosome. Gene Ontology annotation, molecular function: structural constituent of ribosome; RNA binding. The coding region runs from base 117 to 365 and encodes 82 amino acids. NCBI's taxonomy places the organism in Eukaryota, Fungi, Ascomycota, Lipomycetes, Lipomycetales, Lipomycetaceae.